GACGAGCUUAAAGCUUUCUCAGAUUUCCUCUUUAGCAUUCCUGAAAGCGCUGAAUUCAGAAUGCUAUAUCAGGUAACGUCUUUAAGCUCGAUUCGCCUGAGAAACGUGUAUUUUAUCCAUACUGAAUAAAUACAGAUACGGGGGAGUCGUUUCACGGAUCGAAUCGUGUUUUUGGAUCUAGAUGUUCUGGUCAAACAGCAUGUGAAAGCACGAUUAUGUUCAGAUAACUGCAUUUAUUUCAGUAUAAUUAAAAUAAACAACUGAAGCAAAACGGACAUUAGUUAUAAAUGAGAUCUCUUGUGUUUGUGCUUUUGUUUUUUUUAGAAACAGUACCAGUCAAAAGAGAAACAGUAGCUACACUGCUGAAGGCCAAGCAGGAGCGACACUCAGCCGGAUCUGAGGCCAAACCGCCCCCCUUUCAAUAUAUCUUGUGUGCGGCCACUUCUCCAGCUGUCAAACUGCAUGAAGAAACUCUCACCUACCUCAACCAGGGUCAGUCCUAUGAAAUCCGUAUGCUUAACCGAAAACUGUUGGAGUGUACACAUGUAAGCAGCAAGUGGGUUAAGAGCACUGUCCGUGUGGUGUUUCAUGAUCGGCGCCUGCAAUACAGCGAGUACCAGCAGCUGGAGGGAUGGAGCUGGAACCGGCCAGGAGACAGAAUUCUGGAUCUUGAUACUACCCUCUCUGUGGGGAUAAUAGAGCCUCAAGCUAAUCCACUGCAGCUCAACACUUUUGAGUUCCUCUGGGAUCCCAUCAAAAAUGCUUCAAUAUUUAUUCAAGUAAACUGUAUUAGCACUGAGUUUACACCCAGGAAACAUGGCGGAGAGAAGGGAGUUCCCUUCCGGAUUCAGGUAGAUACUUUCAUACAGAAUGAGCAUGGAGAAUACCUGGAGCAUGUGCACUCUUCCAGCUGCCAAAUCAAAGUCUUUAAGCCAAAAGGAGCAUAUCGCAGGUUGAAGACGGACAGAGAGAAAAUUGAGAAAAAGAGUCUUCAAGAAAGAGAAAAAUAUCAACCAUCAUUUGAAACUACUGUACUUACUGAGUGUUCUCCCUGGCCAGAUGGAACAUCCAUCAAUAGUGUGAGCAGCACUCUGUCUCCCAUUUGCCACAUCUCUACUUCUCACAAUUUCACAGAUGGAGAUGAUAGAGACUGCUCUCCGAACCAGUGGAGGGAGCUACUCCUGCCCAGCUGCUCUGCUCAGCUUGUGCCAUCACUCUCCCAUCAGGAAGCACAGGAGUGGCUCUGCCAGAACAGGUUCUCAUCUUUCUGUAGGCUUUUCUCCAAAUUCUCAGGUGCUGAUUUGUUUAAGAUGAGCAGAAAUGACUUUGUUCAGAUCUGCGGUCCUGCUGACGGGAUCCGCCUGUUUAAUGCCAUUAAAGGGAGGUGUAUUCAGCCACGCCUCACACUGUAUGUUUCCCUACAGAAGAACAAAAAUCAGCCAAACAGCAAGCCAUGCAAUGAUGAUGUGUACCAUGCCUUGUCCUUGGAGCACUUAACUCUUUUUGAGCUCACAGAGAAGAUAGCGGGUCUAUACAGUGUUCCAGUACAGCAAAUCUGCCAUGUUUACAGACAAGGGCCAAUGGGGAUAUACGUCCUGGUUUCAGAUGAGAUGGUGAAGAAUUUCACAGAAGAAACAAGAUUCAUAAUAAGUGCUCUAAAAGUGAUGAUGGAUGAAAGUAAUGAGGGGUACCAUGUUGUACUGAAGUGACCCAAGAUCACAGCUACAGGAGCAUUUCAGGAAUGACCAGUGAAGAACAGAUAUUUAAAGGACUGGUGUGCUGAAAAAUGACGCAUUAAACGAUGCCCCAUGUGCAGCCCACAUAAUUCACAGUUCAAAGCUGAGAAAUGCUUUGUCUUUUUACAGAGCUCAGGUCAACUGUGCAGUUUGUUUCUUAUUGUCUUCUGAAAGGUUACAUAUGUGACCUGAGGAGGAGUACUGUAACAUAUGGCUGAUUUUUACUUUUUGAUUCGUUUGUGUUUUGUUUUCCUCUCUUCCAUUCUGUUACAAUUGUCAUUGUGGCCUGUGAGGAAAAUCUUUAAAAGAAACAACUCUGUACCUUUUUUUUUUUUUUUUUAAACUUACUGUGGUUAUUAGUGUUAGCAAUUGCAUUCUAAAUCAAAUUAACACUAUAUCAUUUGUGUGCUAGGAGUGUGUAUUUUUUUAUUAAGAUUAUAUUUUAAAGGUCAUCAACACAUUUGUUUAUAAAACAGUUCUGAGAUCAGUCGUUGCUGUUUAAAGACUUGGGUCACAUUGUAGCUUGCAGAUUUACAUUGUGCUUUUUGAUCCUGCUGUUUGCUAUCUUCACCACUGUAACUUUACUGAUUUAAAAUAAAACAUUUUGCUCUGUA
Molecule: messenger RNA, 2350 nt
Organism: Ictalurus furcatus (blue catfish)
Lineage: Eukaryota; Metazoa; Chordata; Actinopteri; Siluriformes; Ictaluridae
Gene: tfcp2l1
Product: transcription factor CP2-like 1
Exons: 17
Coding region: 288-1709 (473 amino acids)
Biological process (GO): regulation of transcription by RNA polymerase II
Cellular component (GO): nucleus
Molecular function (GO): RNA polymerase II cis-regulatory region sequence-specific DNA binding; DNA-binding transcription activator activity, RNA polymerase II-specific
Source: RefSeq, a predicted model, not a curated record